Panicum virgatum (switchgrass) is the source of this 2676-nucleotide messenger RNA. RefSeq names its product protein FAR1-RELATED SEQUENCE 8-like. The transcript has 9 exons. Bases 563 to 2053 code for a protein of 496 amino acids. The record is from RefSeq and is a predicted model, not a curated record. Lineage: Eukaryota; Viridiplantae; Streptophyta; Magnoliopsida; Poales; Poaceae.
UCGGGGGAGUGCUAUAUCGAUGAGGGCGAGGGAGGCGAUAGCGGGGCAUCGAGAGCGGAUCCCGGACGGGAUCGAUGAAGGAUGCAGCGAAUGGGGUCCGGAGUCGUCGAUCCUCUGCAGUGAUCUCCAACCGUUCCCUCCUGGCGGCGCGAUUGGCUGGUCCACGGCACCGGGAGUUCAGGGCGUUCCGCCUCGCUCACAUGUGCAAGGUCAGGAUUUGUCUUCGGCUCGAAGCCUCGAGAUCAAUUCUAGCGACCCCUGGUUUGAUACAAUGCUAGAAGAAGCUGAAAGAAUCGGUGGUAUUUCCAAGGACUACCAUCAAUUUGACUUGAACGUAUCAUUGGAGAGGUAAAAUGUCUGAUUCCUUUCUGUUGUGCAAUCCUAUUCUCAGUUCUGCACAGUCCAAAUCGGUUAGUCAAGACUAACAAUUUUGAUUCGGCUGGCGGAUUAUUUUACUAUUCGAUCCUGCCACCGCAAAAAAAGCUCUGCGGAGACAGAUAAGGAAUUGCAUAGUCGGGCGGAGAUUGGAAGAAAACAGACUAAUGCUCCGUCACAAGAAAAUAUGAGAGCUGAACUAGUGUUAGCAUCCAAGGAUAAUUGCUCUACUACCAAGAUGAGUAGCAGGAUGCCACAAGGUCGUAGCAGGGAAAUAAGUAAUGGUGAUGUAACAAAGAGGCUAGACUUUGAGUGUCUUGUUGCUGAUAAUACUGAUAUCAAUUUGGAGCAGAUGAGGACCGCUGAUGGCAAUCAUGAUAGCCAACAGUGCUUAUAUGAAUGUAUUGGUGUCAAUAGUGGUAGGUCAGAAAUGGAAAAUUCAAGAGCAGAAGUAAGAUUAACCGAAAGGUCGUACAAUUGUUUGGAUAAUUCAGAACCAAUUUCUGACGCUGCUGAACUGUCAGCAUCCAUUCCUAUGCAAAACAGUGAAACAUGUGGCUGGAAGAAACGUAACACUAGAGCCAGUGGCGCGGAGUACAGGAAUUCUCAACAUGCUAAGCCAAGUGCACUGCAACAAGCAGUUAUGAAGUUUGCAGAGCACACUAGUGGGUACGUAAUAUACCCGAGUGUCGGGACGGAAUUUGACAGCUGUGAUGAGGCUUAUGAGUACUACAAUCUUUAUUCAUGGGAAUGUGGCUUUGGUAUACGGUGGGGAAAGAAAAGAUGGUCUGAAAAUAGGAGGAAGAAUAAUGGGCCUGAGGCAAAACCGUACCAAUUGUCGCAGGAUUUUUACUGCAGUUGUCGUGGUAAACCGGAUGGUAAUGUGAAGACAAGCUCGUCAAAAACAGGCUGCAAGGCAAUGUUGCGGGUGCAUCGGACCUCGGAUGAUGGGUGGAUUGUAGUGGAACAUAUUUCUGAGCAUAAUCAUCCAUUGUCAGAAACUUGUGGAGAGAAGAAACAUUGGCCUUCACACCAUCACCUCGACAAGUACACGAGGGACUUAGUUCGUAUGCUCCGUGAGAAUAAUAUCGGAAUUACAAAGCUGUAUACUAUUCUUGGUAAUUUUUUUGGGUCAAUGCAGAAUGUGCCUGCAACAAAAAGAUGUUUGAAAACACUUUGUCAGAAGAUUAACCGAGAGCAAGCUGAAGAUGAUAUCAAGAAGACCAUGGAUAUGAUCCGUGAGCUUCGUAAAUCUGACCCGGGACUCUUAUUUAGUGUUGAUACAGAUGAAGAUGGUAGAAUAAAGAGUUUGAUGUGGACGAAUAGUCGGAGCAGGAUGCAAUAUGAGCAUUUCAGUGAUGUUGUUAGCUUUGACACAACAUUCAAGACUAAUCUAUAUGAUAUGCCGUUCGGUUUAUUUGUUGGUGUAAAUAAUCAUUUCCAGACAGUGCUUCUUGGCGGUGUACUGAUGACUGAUGAAAAAAUUGAUAGCUUCAAAUGGGUGUUCAGGGAAUUUGCAUCGCUCAUGGGUGGAAGAGAGCCAAGAACAAUACUAACAGAUCAAUGCCGGUCGAUGGAAGUGGCACUUGCUGAGGAGUGGCAGAACACAGUCCACCGUUGGUGCAAGUGGCAUGUCUUGAAGAGAGUAAAAGAAUGCUUGGGGUACCAAAUACACUAGUAUCAGGGAAUUCAGGGACAAGUUCCACUUAAUGCUGAAUGAAAUGCUCACAAUAGAGGAGUUUGAGCAGAGUUGGGCUGCGUUGCUAAAGGAGUAUGGUCUACAGAGCAAUGCUUUCCUUUCUCAGAUCUAUGAAACAAGGGAGAAGUGGGUCAAAAGCUAUUUCAAGGGUGUUUUCUGUGCAAGGAUGACAAGUACUCAAAGAAGCGAGAGUACGAAUCACAUGCUUAAAAAUAUCUUAUCACCUGGCUGCACACUACGACAGUUCUUGGACCAGUACAUGAAGAUGCAGUACAUCCGGGAUGAAGAUGAAAACUACGAAGAGCGGCGUAACAAACUGAAUGUGAAGAAAAUGACAGUAGGGGGUCCAUUAGUAGUGCAUGCACACAAGGUUUAUACUCUUAAAGUUUUUGCGCUAUUUUGUGAUCUGAAGGAAGAAUCUGAAUUUUACCGAGCUACAGAGGUUGUGCAAGGGAAGCACUAUGUUGCAGAACACUAUGAUCUUAAUUGGGUGCAGCGAUGGUGCAAAGGCAAAUAUGAAGUGGAAGUGGUUGAAAGAGGGGGGAAGUACAUCUGCGAGUGUGGCUUAUUUGAGCAUUUCGGUUUACCGUGCAGUCACAUAU